AUCAGCCUCAGCUUCCCUCUCUUCGUUCAUCUUUGAAUUGCUUCUGCAGUUGCCGUUUCUUUGCAAUUUCACUUGUCGUUCUCUGCAAUUCAAUUCGUCGUGGUACAUAUUAUCUCGCUUGAUUCUGAUUCUGUGAACGGAGGGAUGAUCAGGCUCUGGGAAAGCUGAAUUUCAGGUUUGAGAAGUGGAGCAACUCCUAAGAUGAGGAAAUUUGGGACCAUUCAGGCGCACAGAGAGAACAUAAAUCCCUUAUCCUUGGAAUCUAAGAAAGCUGAAGUUCACCAGGAGUCUGUUGCUUUCAAGAAAAGGAAAAUUACUGGCCAUUCUCUUAAAGCUCGAUAUAAAAGAUUAGGGGAAGGGAAUACUGUAACAGAGACCUUAAGUGCUAAGGAUGAAAAUUAUGGUCUUGUGGGGUCUUGCAUUAGGUCUUCUAAGAAAAUGAGGACUACUUGUAAUUCACAAGAAAAGGAGAUAUGCUCGUGUAAUGCUGCCGUAAAAACUGAACCUGAUGUCUCCUCUGUGGACAAGGAAAAAGGUAUCCAGAGGGAAAUAGAUGCUCUCAUAAAGCAGAUACAGAAAAAGUGUGACAAACGAAUACAGAAACUUGACCGAAAACAACAGAGAGAAUCUCAAGAGUUUCACCAGUUUUGGGAGGAGGCGAAGUUGAGCAUGGAGAGAGAUCACAAACUGGAGGCGGAUAUGAUCAGAUAUAUAUAUGGUGAAGGUCCAACUAGAGUGGUAAAGCUUAAGUUGUUGGACAGUGAUUACAGAAAAAAAAUGGAGGAGCACAAUCUAAAGAAAGAAGCAGAACUUAAAGAUCUUGAGAGUAGGCAACUAGCUGCUAGGAACCUUUUGAGCGAUCAGGUUGCUCGUUGGCUGGCUGAAGCAAAAUCCACUGGUAAUAGUGAACAAACAUCGCAAUCAGAUACGGACAGAUGUGGAUUUGUGAACCUGACAUCUUCUGAUGGAAGCCCUUGUGAUGAAAUCCAAGCAGUUGAGCUGAACCGGGAAGUUCCAGCUAAGGGCUCUGAAGAUCAAGUCCAAGUAAGUUUGGUGUCUAACGAUCCGGAAGACACAGACACACGUGGGCCAGAAGAUCAAAUGCUCGAGAGUUCGGUAUCUGCUACGCUAGUACAGGAAUGUCAAGCUUCUGCGCCGAUAGAGGUUUUGAGUUCGGAAAUAAUUAGCACCGUCCAGUCUCCUUCUGAAGUACAGACAACUGGAAAUUGUGAGCCGUUGGAUCCUAUCUCAACUGAUGUAUCACCAAGUUGUAAUCCAUCUUCAGCCGCCGAAGUUGUGCAUCAGAACAAUGAUCCGGUUAUAACCACUUUCCAAACAGCGCAGGCUGUGGAACCUUCUACUGUUUUCCAUGAAUCUACUUCUCGAAUAGAAAGAGAUUCGGAAAUCCCGAGAAAUUGCCCUGAUACAAGAUCUUUACAUGGAUCAGUUGCCCGUGAUUCUUCAAGUGCUGACUUGUCUAAUGUUGCAGUGAGUACAACUGAAGUUGCCAAUCCUUCUGAUCCGCUGCUGGGAAUAGAUGCCGACAAUUUUCCUGGAUCUAGCAUGGUUCAGCAUCUUAAUAAUAAUUCGAACUUACCCUUUUUGGCUGCCGAUCCGCUGGAAAAUGAGUUGAAGAAUGUCGGUAAAGAAAUUGAGAAUCUUGACCAAUGCUUCAAGGGCAAGGUGUCGUCCCUGAAAGUCGAGUGUGAGAAGGAAAUACAAGAAACUAUCGCUCAAACACGAAGUAGACAUGACGCCAAAAUUAAGGCUGCUGAAGAGGAUUUUCGAUCGAAAAUGAAGGAUCGACAAAAGAAUCAGAACAAGGUUUACGCAAACAAAGUGUUGGCAGAUGUUAUCAGAAUUCACACAGCUCGCGAAUAUCGUAGUAUUCCAAGAAUAAAACAAGGCACUGCAUUAAGUUCGUCGCACCGACAACAGCUGCGCCCAAAUUCUUCUGCUUGCCAACUGAAUCCAACUUCGCACACAUCAGCGCCACCACGGUCUACCAGCCAAUAUGUCAGCGCCAUUUCUCGAAAUAUUUCAGGUCCUAACCAACAUGCUAUGGCGCAAUCCGGUUUCCAUGCUCCGAGGCCUCCACCGAUCAAUUCAACAGGAAAUCUCCAAUUUCUCGGUCAGAGCCGUUCGCUUGCUCCUCCUCCACCUAACUAUCAAGGUUUUCGACCGGGUACAUCCUCUCUCGUGUAUCCUGCCUCUUUGCCGCGGCUGCAAUCUUCCAUGCCAUUUCAUCCUCCUACAUUAGCAGCGCCAUGGCCACGACCUCCAUGGCCAAGAUUGCCCUACUCUGAUCUGAACCACCGUGCUGCGACUGGAGAUGGAUUAACAACAGCUCUGCAACGUCCAUCUCUCUCGCCUCAAGAUUUGGCUGUCGACAGAGAGCGCCUGAGGCCGGGGGAUCGUGCUUUGCCACCUCUACCGGACAUUAGCUCGACUUUUGGUUCGUUGGAUUCUUCGUUCUUGGAAGCAUUAGGUAAUCAUAACUCUGGUAUGUCAUGGUGACUUAAGACCUUAUAAAAUGAUGUUUAAAUCUCGCUUUAACUGUCCAUAAGUAGACAGGCUUCUAAGAAACCACAGUAGGGAUUAUAUAUAUAUAUAUAGAGAGAGAGAGAGAGAGAGAGAGAGAGAGUAGCUAGUAAAAGGGGAUCAUGCCAGAAACUUUAUUUGGUUUGGUUUGGUUUUGAAGGAAAGGAACUUUGGAAGUAGUUGAGAUUUCUUCUUCUGUGUUGUGGGGUUUUUAGAGCAAAAUAUUUGGUAUGGAUUUAUGCUUGUAAUGGAUUUCGAUACAAAAUGAUGAUAUAGUCCAACCAAGCAAACUGACUGAGGCUUUUUUAAA
This is a messenger RNA of Andrographis paniculata, 2851 nucleotides long. RefSeq lists its product as uncharacterized. The coding region runs from base 202 to 2517 and encodes 771 amino acids. Lineage: Eukaryota; Viridiplantae; Streptophyta; Magnoliopsida; Lamiales; Acanthaceae. The record is from RefSeq and is a predicted model, not a curated record. Gene Ontology annotation, biological process: heterochromatin formation. The transcript is spliced from 9 exons.